AGAUCUGGCUGAAGAAUGUGGAGACCAGUGCAACAAUGUGUGCUGUGAAUAGCUCAGACACUACCUGGCUACUACGACCUCCAAGACCUGUGACAGAAUGUGAUCAGCAAAGGCCUCGGCUGGAAGCAGCUGAUGGGAGUCGAGAUAUCAUUGCUUCUGUUCAGUGCAUCUUGGACAGAGAAAAUUACUUUGUGAGGGAGGCGGACAGGUAUUUGAGGCACAAUGAUUUCUUAAAUCUGAGAAAGAAGGAGAUGCUUUACAAGAAAUGGCUUGAGGAUGUUUCAGAACCACUGCUGCAGAAAAUUCAGGACAAAAUGGACAGCCAGUCAAGCGAAGAAAUACGGAAAAGGAAAGAAGAACAACAUUCUCUCUAUUUAAACUACCGCAAUAAGAAGGGCUAUGUGACUCUGGAAGAUUAUGACCCAUCAGAGUACGAUCCGCUCUUCCUGACGACGCGUACAGACUGCUGGAAGGUUUCAAUACCAACUUUGCAGGAUCCUCUGUUGGAAGGCAUUCAAAGAAAGUUUGCUGAGAUGGGCGUUAUCAAGCAGUGUGAGACAGGAAGACCAUACUCCUCCAGAGAGCUGAAGGAACUCAGCAAAGCAGAACUGCCACUGCUUCCUUUGAGCCGGCAACGCAUGGAUGCAAUUGAGUGGCUGAAGGUACCACACAGCUAUAUUGCUAGUGAGGUCCACCAAAAGAAGAGGCAGAAAGUCAUCAGCCACCACAAAGAUGGCAAGAGCCAAUGAUGUCACCCUGUCCUCCAGCUGACUGAAGUGACAAGCCCAGCCAUCAGAAGGUACCACUUCCAAAAUAUGCUACAUCUUCUGCCAAAGCAAGUGAUAACGGGCCAGGUCUUCUGGUAAACUGCAAUAAACUCAUUGUCUUAA
This is a messenger RNA of Calidris pugnax (ruff), 890 nucleotides long. RefSeq names its product family with sequence similarity 228 member B (gene FAM228B). The coding region runs from base 36 to 749 and encodes 237 amino acids. The transcript is spliced from 8 exons. Lineage: Eukaryota; Metazoa; Chordata; Aves; Charadriiformes; Scolopacidae. The record is from RefSeq and is a predicted model, not a curated record.